Hyla sarda is the source of this 7951-nucleotide messenger RNA. It is a transcript of the gene COL4A2, whose product is annotated as collagen type IV alpha 2 chain. The record is from RefSeq and is a predicted model, not a curated record. The transcript is spliced from 49 exons. Gene Ontology annotation, cellular component: basement membrane; collagen trimer. The coding region runs from base 161 to 5338 and encodes 1725 amino acids. Gene Ontology annotation, molecular function: extracellular matrix structural constituent. NCBI's taxonomy places the organism in Eukaryota, Metazoa, Chordata, Amphibia, Anura, Hylidae.
CCUCAAUGAAGCUGAACCCCUCGUCUGGGUGAAGAGCUCCAGUCCCCAGCACAAGAACACACUUUACACAUCUGAGGGUCCCGAAUGACUAGAACAUUGCACCGAACCCGGGCUGUACUGACAUGAGAGGCUGCUGAUAGCUAAGAGAAAAGUAGCAAGGAUGGUUUUCAACAAAGGCAUGUCAAGAUGCCUCAGAAACCAUCAGCAAUGGAAGAAUAGUUUGUCAUGGAUGCUUCUGUCACUUAUGCUAUUAGGGUAUCUUUCCAAUACUGUUGAUGCUGGUGGCAAAUCUUACACAGGACCCUGUGGAGGACGGGAUUGUAGUGAAGGAUGCCAGUGUUAUCCAGAGAAAGGCAGCCGUGGGCAACCAGGACCACUUGGUGGUCAAGGCGUCUCAGGACCGCCAGGACUAAUUGGAAUAGAGGGAAUACCAGGUCGUAAAGGAGACAAAGGUGAAAGAGGCCAUCCAGGGGUCACCGGUCCUCUUGGAGAUAAGGGCCAAAGUGGUGUCACAGGGUUUCCAGGAGCCAAUGGUGUACCUGGUCACGUAGGACAAGGAGGACCCAGAGGAAAGCCAGGAUUGGAUGGUUGCAAUGGAACAAAGGGCGAUGGUGGGGAGCAGGGGUCAAGAGGUCCAAGUGGUCCUUCAGGUUAUUCUGGUGAACUAGGCUCCAAGGGCCAGAAAGGUGAACCUUAUUAUAUAUCAGUGGACUUGAAAAUAAAAUUUAGGGGAGAUCCUGGUGAACCGGGGAUUAUUGGAGUUCCUGGUCCAAGGGGUUCACCUGGAGUUAUAGGAUUUAUUGGCCCAAUGGGUCAACCUGGGUUUCCUGGAGCUCCAGGGCCUCCAGGACUACCAGGACCACAAGGAAGUAAAGGCAUUGGAUUUUAUGGACAGAAAGGAGAACAGGGUGAACAAGGCAGUCCUGGACCUCCAGGCCUUCCCUGCCAUUUAACAGGCGAACCAGGGACCACAGGACCCACCGGUGCACCGUGCCACCUAGAAUUGGUGAAGCCGUCUGAUGUAUCCUUGAUUGAUUAUUUAGGAGACAAGGGGGACAAAGGAGAGAAAGGGCAGUCUGGAUUACCAGGUCAAAGAGCUAUUGAUGGAGAAAAAGGUGAAGACGGUGUAAUGGGCUUCCCAGGAGCAAGGGGUUUUUCAGGCAGUGAUGGAGAGUCUGGUGACACUGGAUAUGAUGGACUGCCUGGUCCAAAUGGUAAUCCGGGAAUACCUGGCUUUAACGGAAUGAAGGGAGAACGUGGUGAAAUAGGUUCUCGAGGACCUACAACCUAUGUUACGAAGCCUGCAACACAAAAAGGAUCAAAAGGAGAUAUUGGCUUCCCUGGAAAUACUGGUCUUGAUGGGAAUAGUGGUGACAUAGGAGAUACUGGACUUCCCGGUUUAAUGGGAAGACCAAGUCCAUUCCCUGGACAGCCGGGCUAUCCAGGUUUAAAAGGGGAAAGAGGUCAUAAAGGAUACCAAGGUGAUCCUGGAUUUCCUGCCUUUCAACCUGGAACUGCUGGAGAACCUGGAGAACAAGGACCUCCUGGAUUACCAGGAUAUCCUGGUGGACGCAUUGGACUUAAAGGUGCAACAGGACCACAGGGGCAAGAAGGUCUAAAUGGAUUUCCUGGCCUAGCUGGCUUAAAAGGAUUCAAAGGGGAACAAGGUGAAUGUAGAUGUCCUGCUGAUGAAACCGUAAGAGGGCCUGCUGGAGUUCCGGGACCUGUAGGAUUUUCAGGCUUACCAGGUAUACCUGGUUAUAAAGGAGAAAAGGGAGACAGAGGCGUUCCUGGUCUACCUGGUGCCCCAGGUAUAGAGGGUCCUUCAGGCCUCAGUGGUUUUCCUGGGGCUGCUGGCGAGAAGGGAGACACAGUCUUUGCUACAGAGAAAGGUGCAAAGGGUGCUGCAGGAGAUCCUGGUAUACCUGGCAAUGCAGGAUAUGAAGGAUCUCCAGGAAAAGAUGGAGCCUAUGGAAUUCCUGGCUUACCAGGUCCUCCUGGGGAUGCUGUUAAAGGGCUCAUUGGUGAGCCUGGGUUUCCUGGACCUCCAGGUCCUGAAGGCCCUAGAGGUGAGACUGGCCUGCCAGGUAUAGGAUUUCCAGGCCCUAAAGGCACACGUGGACCUCCUGGACCACCAGGGCUGAAUGGAUUACCAGGAUUUCCUGGAUUACCAGGUUUAACAGGUGAUUGCUUUAAGCAGUCUGGAGAUGAACAAACAGACAAUGGAUGUACUUUAUCCCCACCACCUGCACCAGCAGGAGCACCUGGACCAGCUGGAUUACCAGGAUUUAAUGGUAUCAGAGGAUUGAAAGGUCAGCUGGGAACCCCUGGUCCAGAUGGCACUCAAGGAUUUAAAGGAAUCAGAGGUGAUCCUGGACCUGACAGCUUGCCAGGGCCACCAGGAUUUCCAGGGAGGCGAGGAGAUCGUGGUUUACCUGGAUUACCAGGUUUGCCCGGGCUACCUGGCCUAGAGGGUAAAUUAGGUAUAAAAGGAUUUGAUGGUCAGAAAGGUGGUCCAGGUGACGUUUUAGGUGCUCCUCCAGGAAUUCGGGGAGACAUUGGCUUUCCUGGUUUCUCAGGUCCAAAAGGCAAUCAAGGCGAACCAGGAUUACCAGGAGUGCAAGGCAUCAAUGGUAUACCUGGGACUCCAGGACUGAAAGGUAUUCAAGGUGAUUCUGGAAUUCCUGGUGCUCCAGGCUUGCCAGGGCCAUCAGGUAAUGGUGGCUUUCCAGGAAUGCCAGGAAAAGAGGGAACACCAGGAACUAUUGGAUCCCCUGGAUCUCCAGGUUCUCCUGGACCAAGAGGAGAUGACGGUGUAAAAGGUCAGCCUGGACAAUCCUGGAUAAAAGGGCAGCCAGGAGAUACAGGAAGUGCAGGCAUUAUUGGUAUAAGGGGAAGACCAGGAGAUCCAGGCUUUCCUGGUUUGACUGGGAUGGAUGGACACCCUGGUGUAAAAGGGGCAAAGGGUUCCCCCGGCAUGGUAGGAUUUGAGGGAAUGAAGGGAGUAAAAGGAAGACCUGCAUGGAAUGGACGUAAGGGACAAUUUGGCAAUGUUGGUGCACCAGGACUUAGAGGACUUCCAGGAGAUCCAGGCACAAAAGGUGAUCGAGGAGAAGUCGGCCCACCAGGACCUAAACCUGAAAUGAAGCCAGAAAUGUUAAUGGAGAUGAAGGGACAGAAAGGAGAUUAUGGUCUUCCUGGAAUGAAAGGAUACACAGGGCAAAAAGGAUAUAAAGGCAUGCCAGGUCACCCUGGGCAACAUGGACAGCAUGGCUUACCUGGAAUUCCCAGCUAUGAACAAGGUGUUAAAGGAGAAGGUGGAGCAUUAGGGCAACCUGGUUUUCCAGGAGUUCCGGGCCAAGUUGGCCCACCAGGCAUUAAUGGAUUCCCAGGAUUUACUGGUCCCAGAGGUUCAAAGGGUAUGCCUGGCUUAUUUGGCCUUCCAGGGGAAAGGGGUGCUGAAGGAGAUAAAGGACAAGGAGGAGACACUAUAGAAAUACCUGGAGAGAGGGGUUUUAAGGGUCUGACAGGAGACGGUGGAUUGCCAGGACUCAGAGGAAGACUUGGAGACAAGGGAUUCCAUGGAAGUGCAGGGUUCCCAGGCAUUGAAGGAAUGAAAGGAGAAACAGGACAACCAGGAGAAAGGGGAAGCAUAGGUUUACCAGGCCUUCUGGGUUUACCUGGUGCACAAGGUGAUCCUGGAUUCCCUGGCAUUCCAGGUGAAAAAGGAAGUACUGGUUUUCCAGGUGUACCUGGUCAACAAGGCUUUCCUGGGCUCAGAGGACUCCCUGGCAUUGAAGGACUGACCGGGACAAAGGGACAGUCAGGCACGCCAGGCACAGAUUCAUUUGGUAGCCCGGGCUUCAAAGGCCCCAGUGGUGCAAAAGGGGACCAGGGUGAGCAAAGUAAUGUUGUUGGAUUACCUGGUAAUCCAGGUGUGAAAGGAGCCAGGGGAGAGCCAGGUUUGCCCGGUGUUAUGGGUUUACCUGGACCAGAUGGUGUUCGUGGUGUUCCUGGUGUUUCUAACUACUCAGGUAGUCCAGGAGAUGUGGGCUCUACAGGUCCUCUAGGGCAACCAGGCUACCCAGGCCCCCAAGGAAGACCAGGUUUGCCCUCACGACCAGGUGAGAAAGGAGAGCCAGGACCACUCGGAUUACAAGGAAACAUUGGUGAUAAAGGAAUUCAGGGUGACAGAGGACCACAAGGAUUUACUGGCAUUCUAGGUUUUCUUGGGGGGAAAGGUGAAACAGGUGUGCAGGGAAGUGAAGGUGCACCUGGACUACCUGGAUUCCCAGGCGACAGAGGUCCUAAAGGACCAAAGGGUAACCAAGGACCACAAGGUCCACAGGGUCAACUUGGAUCUCCAGGAUUUCCUGCGGAACCAUUACAAAUGCAAGUGGAACCAGGUCCAAUUGGUAUAACAGGUGUUAUAGGCCCUGAAGGCAUCAGGGGAGACAUGGGACCCUUAGGUCUUGUUGGUGAUAAAGGUGCACAGGGUCCACACGGCAAACAAGGUGUACCAGGUACAUCUGGAAGAUCUGCAGCACCUGGCAGUCGUGGAGACCAAGGGUCUAUGGGACAGAGGGGUCCUUUAGGAUUUAAGGGAAACCCUGGUGUACCAGGUACUGUUGGGUUGCCAGGCAUGCCAGGAAGAAGUGUAAACAUUGGCUAUCUCCUAGUAAAGCACAGCCAGACUGACCAAGAGCCCAUGUGCCCGGUUGGCAUGGCUAAAUUGUGGAGUGGAUACAGUCUGUUGUAUUUUGAAGGGCAGGAGAAAGCGCACAACCAAGACUUAGGUCUUGCUGGAUCUUGUCUGCAGCGAUUCAGUACAAUGCCCUUUUUAUACUGCAACCCAGGUGAUGUGUGCUAUUAUGCCAGUCGCAAUGAUAAAUCUUACUGGCUGUCGACCACAGCUCCUAUUCCAAUGAUGCCUUUAGUGGAAGAAGAAAUUAAACCCUAUAUAAGUCGUUGUACUGUCUGUGAGGCUCCUGCAGUUGCAAUUGCCAUCCAUAGCCAAGAUGCAUCCAUCCCAUUCUGCCCGGAUGGUUGGAGAAGCUUGUGGAUUGGAUAUUCGUUCCUUAUGCACACGGCCGCAGGUGACGAGGGCGGUGGACAGCCUCUUUCCUCUCCUGGCAGCUGCUUAGAAGACUUCAGAGCAACUCCAUUUAUUGAAUGCAAUGGUGGUCGCGGAACUUGCCAUUAUUUUGCUAACAAAUACAGCUUCUGGCUUACAACUAUUGACAAGACAUUUCAGGGUUCUCCGUCUGCAGAUACACUGAAAGCUGGCCUAAUUCGAAAUAAUAUUAGCCGAUGCCAAGUUUGCAUGAAAAAUCUGUAAAAUAAAUUUUAUGAAUAUCUUUUUAUAAGAAAAACAUUUAACAAAUGUAUUAUUGGUGCUCAGUUUUUAACUUAUUACCUCACUAGCUGUUCUCUCAUUUUGUAAGAAAAUAUUGUUAUUUUGGUUCCCCCUCUGAUUCGGGAGCAACGUCAUUGCAGAGAAUUCUACUCAGACUUUCAUUUAUACAUACUUUAUUACUAUAACUGCAAGGUUUCGUAAUUCGUUUCUCUAGAUUAAAUAAAAUAAUCAAGUGAUGCAUAAAUGAACUAUUUGAUGAACUUAACAUUUUUCUUUGUAUACCUUUCCCAUGCUGGAUUGAAUAGGACUAGUGUGGAUCAUAUUGCUAAGUAAAAACAAUUACAAGGUUUUGAGCCACUCCCUUCCAUUAUUUUUCUGUAGGGCAAAAGGAAUAACACGUUUUCCUCUGUAAAAUGACUGUAUAUGCUAUACUAACAGGCAUCGUGCCAGUCUCUGUCAGUGCCUUUAUUCUGAUGCCUGUAGGUCAAGAGUAGGGAUUUUUUUUUUCUUCACUGCAUCAUUAUUAUUAGAUUGCUGAUAAUAAUUUUCUAUUUUAACAUUGUAUGAGUUGUGCUAACUAUGCAGUUUCCUGAUAUUUAUUGUGGCUCAAACCAAAACUAGAACUACAAUUUAGACAGGCUUCACAUAGCCGUAGAAAGGCCACAAUACUUGCACUUUCCAUGGUUCUUCUGAACCAGAUUUAGGUCCCUGUAGAGCACUAUGAUAGCUUACAUCGAACAAAGGGAAGUCUAGGUGAUUGGCCAAAACCGAAAACCGAAAAUGUGGCCUCAUUACAGUCUUAUCAAAGUAACCUUUAGGGGGUUAUUCCAACUCUUUAAAAAAUAUGUUGUUUAUAUGGUGUGAGACUCAUUACUUACUAUUAUAUUGUCUGUAGCUACGAUGCUUCCAUUGUUUAUCAUCUGUUUGUAUGACAUCCCAUACAAUUAACUAAUGAAUAUCUCCCCUCUCCGUGAUCUGGGAAACAUCUGUGCCUUAUCUCUACUUUUCUCUGGCUCUCCCCUAAUAAUCCCUUUCUCAGUAGCGAUUGUGUUUCACAUGCUGGAAAGCAGCUCUAGUAAGCAAUGGAAGAGCAAAGCUGUGGCUGGCAACAGAGUUGUGAUGUGUGUGAAGACAGUGAGUAACUAAAGCUUUACCAUACAUUUUGUAAUAGAGGAGUGUACCCUGCUGUCAAUAGGGUCAAAAAAACUGUGUUCGUUACAAUGUAAUCAUGCUCCACAGCAUGCCAAAGCGUCAUUAAUACUAAAUUGCUAUACAGAGCAUAAGAUAACAAAGAAAAUGUUAUUUCUGACCUCUGGUGGCAUCACCUGUUAAGCAUUCACACUAAUUUAAAUACUUUAACAUAUUUUCUUUUAGCUCAGAAAAAUCCUUUAAGUUAAAAUCUAGUACCCAAUGGAUAUAAUAGAUAAAAAAUUAACUACAAGGGUUGUGCUAAGACUGCAAAAUCUGCACAGCACCACACCACACUAGUUGUAAAUCAUUUUAUAUGUUCUUUUAUAUGAUUUCUGCUUUGAAAAUAUUUCUGCAAUGUAGUUACAUAGUCUUUGCAACACUGUUUUGAUAAACCUUUAUUUUUUAUGUAUCAAUUGAAUGGAUUCUUAAGUAAACUUGUUCCAUUUGCAUAGUCUCAUUUUCACUUUCCCUAAAGCACUUGCUAAAAUGAUGAAUGAAUUAAGCAAAUACAAUGUCUAUACUGUACGUAAAGUUUACUUAAAAUAACCAAAACUGUGUAAAUAAAAUUUAUUUAACAUUAUGUGACAUUGCUAACACCUUUGGGCCUAAAUAAGUAAGUGCACAGUGUGUAUACACCAUAUUCAGUAUUAGCAGAUAAGUGUAUGUGCUGUAAUGGUGGGUUACAAAACUAAACAUUGCUAAAUGUUAUAUACUACAAGCAUCAACAGCUUCUUGCGAACCAGCCUCAUUCUCAUUGUAUGUACAGUAUAUGGUUUACAUUUCAUUCUCAGUAAAUAGCUAUGGGUAUAUAUUAGUGUGAUUAUUCUGCUUUUUUAUGGUGUAACCAAAUCUCUCUGAUUUGCCCAUGGUAACCAAUCACAGUUCAGUUUUCAUUUUACCAGAGAUAUGAAAGCUGAGUUGUGAUUGGUCGCUGUAGGGAAAAUGAUUAAUCUAAAUUGCUUUUAUCUCAUACAACAUUUCUGCAAGAAAAAAGUGCAUUGUCUUAUGUGUGAAUAGGAGUAUCAUUGUGUAAGGCACAUUCCUCAAUUUAAACAAAUUUGCUUACAAUUUAGCAGUAUUCAUUGACAGCAAUUAAAAGUGUAAAUUUAAUUAUUUCUGUAUUGGUCUGAUGUCCAGGUCAAGAACUGUAGAUCCAGUGUAUGAAAAUCCUAUAGACAGCAGCUAGCAUGUCUUGCUAACAUGAGGCAGAAAACUUAUUUUAAUAUGCCUUGAACUAGCCCCUCCAGGAGCAAUAUUCAGUACAGAGUAUAAGUUGCCUGGUGAGCAACUGGUGAUCAGGGCUUUCAGCAGUGGUCCUCAAUGCGAUCAGCUGGUCUCAGUGGUCUCUUGUGGUUUCACAACCCUUUUAACGGCAUUACACUGCACAACAUUGAGCAUUCUGUA